AUGGUGCUCAACUCUCCGCGCGCGCUCCUCUUGCUGCUGCUGCUGCUCGCCUGCCCCGCGUUGCGGGCUUCCCAGGUCAGUGUCCCGUCCGCGUCGCUCUUCUGUCCCGCCAGCAGGCACGGAGGAACCCCGGCUUGCCACCGUCUCCUGGGGGUCCCGGGGUGGGACAUGGAGCGAGUCUUGGGCUGCGAUUCGGCUUCGGAGAGACGCACGGGGUCUCUCAUCUCAUCUCCUCCCGGGCCAGGCGUCUGGAACUGUCUGAACAAGCCGCAGCUCCUCACGGCCAUCCGCCAGUUACAGCAGCUGCUGAAGGGCCAGGAGACACGCUUUGCCGAGGGCUUCCGCAGCAUGAAGAGCCGGCUGGCCGCGCUGCACAGCUCAGUGAGCAGGGUGGCUCCAGACGCGCCCCCAGUUUCCUGCCCAGCUCUGAAUGCUCCUCCGGAUGGCAGAAAGUUCGGCAGCAAGUAUUUAGUGGAUCAUGAAGUCCACUUUGCCUGCAACCCGGGGUUCAGGCUGGUGGGGCCCAGCAGCGUGGUGUGUCUUCCCAACGGCACCUGGACUGGGGAGCAGCCCCGCUGUAAAGAUGUCAGUGACUGCUCCAGCCAGCCCUGCCUCAAUGGUGGAACAUGUGUAGAAGGAGUCAACCAGUACAGAUGCGUUUGUCCCCCGGGAAGGGCAGGGAGUCGAUGUCAGCAUCAGGCCCAGACCGCAGCCCCCGAUGGUGGCAUGGCCAGCGACUCUGCUUUCAGCCGAGCGCCACGCUGUGCACAGGUAGACCGGGCACAACACUGCAGCUGCGAGGCCGGAUUUCAUUUGAGUGGUGCCGCAGGCGGCGACAGCAUCUGCCAGGAUGUGAACGAGUGUGAGCUCUACGGGCAAGAGGCGCGGCCCCGACUCUGCAUGCAUGCCUGUGUGAACACCCCAGGUUCCUACCGCUGCAGCUGUCCCAGCGGAUACAGGGCACUGGCUGAUGGGAAGAGCUGUGAAGAUGUGGACGAGUGUGUGGGCCCGCAGCCCGUGUGCCCCCGGGGGACCACGUGCAUCAACACCGGGGGCAGCUUCCAGUGCGUGAAUCCUGAGUGCCCCGAGGGCAGCGGCAACGUGAGCUACGUGAAGACGUCUCCAUUCCAGUGCGAGCGCAACCCCUGUCCCAUGGACAGCAGGCCCUGCCGCCACCUGCCCAAGACCAUCUCCUUCCACUACCUCUCUCUGCCCUCCAACCUGAGGACCCCCAUCACGCUCUUCCGCAUGGCUACGGCCUCGGCCCCUGGCCGCGCAGGGCCCAACAGCCUGCGAUUUGGAAUCGUGGGAGGCAACAGCCGUGGCUACUUUGUGAUGCAGCGUUCGGACCGACAGACCGGGGAGUUGAUCCUUGUGCAGAGCCUGGAGGGGCCGCAGACGUUGGAGGUGGAUGUUGACAUGUCUGAGUACCAGGACCGCUCCUUCCAGGCCAACCAUGUGUCCAAGGUCACCAUCUUUGUGUCCCCUUAUGACUUCUAA
Molecule: messenger RNA, 1500 nt
Organism: Ochotona curzoniae (black-lipped pika)
Lineage: Eukaryota; Metazoa; Chordata; Mammalia; Lagomorpha; Ochotonidae
Gene: FBLN7
Product: fibulin 7
Exons: 8
Coding region: 1-1500 (499 amino acids)
Molecular function (GO): calcium ion binding
Source: RefSeq, a predicted model, not a curated record